AAACUCUCUCGAAACCCCCGCUGACUCUCCCGGCCGAUGGCCUCCAUGGACGAGCUCGAGCCCCCGAGCGGCACCUCCGAUUUAGAGUCGCAAGAGCUUCUCUCCGAUGCGGUUCUCGUCGGCUUCGUCCUCGCUGACAUCGUCGGCCUCCGCCACUACUCCGGCGUCAUCAGAGGCCGGGAGAUGGUCGGCCUCGUCCGCGAGCCCCUCAACCCUUACGAUCCUAAUGCUAUCAAGGUCCUCAACACUCGCACUGUCCAGGUUGGCCACAUCCGGCGUGGCUCCGCCGCCGCCCUCGCGCCGCUCAUCGACUCGCACCUCGUCACCGUAGAGGCCAUUGUGCCAAAACCCCCUUCCAAGAAUCGGAAUCCCUACCGCCUCCCCUGCCAAAUCCACCUCUUUGCCCGCCCCGACGCGAUUCCGAUUGUCCGCGCCGCCGUCUCCGAGGGAGGGCUUGAGCUCAUCGAGUACGGCGACCAUCAGUUCGGUCUUUCGGAGGCCGUCAUCAUACAGGAAGAGAGUUCUAAGAAGUCCAAGUCAGGGAAGGGCAGCAAGAGCGUCGACGAGAUCUUUGCCCUAGUUAGAAAGGUCGAUGAGGGGAAAUUUGCUCCUUUGGAGCCUCCUAAAGACAUUAUUUUGUCAGAGCUGUUCGAGCACCAGAAAGAAGGGUUAGGGUGGUUGGUUGGGAGGGAGAAUUCGUCUGACCUGCCUCCAUUUUGGGAAGCACGGAAUGGAACUUUUGUGAAUGUGUUGACGAAUCACGAGACCUCAGAGAGGCCAGAGACGCUGAAAGGUGGGAUCUUCGCCGACGAUAUGGGUUUAGGAAAGACUCUUACUCUACUUUCUUUGAUUGCCAUCGACAAGUGUGGUGGCUUUCCCAGUUCCUCCUCAUCAAGUCUUCAGGAAGAACAUGAAAGGCUAAGAUCUUCGAGUAGUAGAAAGUCUGGGAAGAAAACUACUGCUCCACGGAAAAGACGCAAACUUGAUGGUGGAAGUGUCACACAGACUGAAGAUGCCUUGCGACCUAAAACGACAUUGGUUGUUUGUCCUCCUUCUGUUUUCACAUCAUGGAUAACUCAAUUGGAAGAACACACCAUGCCUGGGAGCUUGAAAGUGUAUUUGUAUCAUGGAGAUCGCACACAGGAUCCCGCGGUGCUUUUGCAACAUGACAUUGUUAUGACAACCUAUGCCACUUUGUCUGCUGAGUUCAAUGAUUCUAACUCUCCUAUGAAGGAAAUUGAGUGGUACAGAGUUAUUCUUGAUGAAGCUCACUUGAUUAAAAAUUCUGCGGCUAAGCAAACAAAGGCAGUCAUUGCUCUGAAAUCUGAGAGAAGGUGGGCAGUGACAGGGACACCUAUUCAGAAUAGUUCUUUUGAUUUGUUUUCGCUUAUGGCUUUCUUGAAAUUUCAACCAUUUGCAAUCAAGAGCUACUGGCAGAACUUGAUUGAACGCCCACUUUAUCAAAGGAAAAAGAGCGGGAUAGCUCGCCUACAGGCCUUGAUAGGAACAAUAUCCUUGCGGAGGACAAAAUAUGCAGAAGAUGGAAGUGGUGGUGUGGUUGGGCUUCCACGCAAAACUAUUGUAACCUGUUAUGUAAACCUAUCUGCCGAGGAACUAGAAUUUUAUGACCAUAUUGAAUCUGAAGCUCAAAACACUCUCAGAGAGUACCUUGAUACAGACACUUUACUGCGUAAUUAUUCGACUGUGCUUCAUAUAUUACUAAGACUAAGGCAGAUUUGCAACGACAUGGAGUUGUGUCCUUCAGACAUCCAAUCUUUCCUUCCACCCAGUGCCCUUGAAGAUGUUUCUCAGAACCCAGAGUUGCUUAAGAAAUUAGCAUCCUUGGUUGAUGAAGGAGAUGAUUUCGAUUGUCCAGUUUGCCUUUCUCCACCUCAGAGGAUUGUCAUUACUUGUUGUGCUCACAUAUUUUGUCAAGCCUGCAUACUGAAAACCCUAAAACAGGUCAAUGCCUGUUGUCCCAUCUGUCGUCAUUCCUUAUCGAAAACUGACCUUUUUGUGGCGCCGCAAACAAAAUCCUUCAAUGACGACAUGUCAAAAGCUCACUCAAGAAAUAGGCCAUUAUCUUCAAAAGUCACUACCUUGUUGAAACUUCUAUUAGCAGACAAGGAGCAGAAUCCCUCGACAAAAUCUGUCAUCUUCUCACAGUUCAGGAAGAUGCUUAUUUUGCUUCAAGAGCCACUUAAGGAAGCCGGUUUUGUGGUUUUGCAAUUGGAUGGUUCGAUGAGCACAAAAAAGAGGACUGAGGUGAUAAAGAAAUUCACAGCAUCUGGUCCUGGAACACCAAUGAUUCUACUCGCCAGUCUAAAGGCUGCAGGUGCUGGAAUAAACCUCGCAGCGGCAUCCCGAGUCUACCUUUUCGAGCCAUGGUGGAAUCCUGCAGUCGAGGAGCAAGCGAUGGACAGAGUGCAUAGAAUUGGGCAACGUGAAGAAGUGAAGGUCGUGAGGAUGAUAGUGAAGGACAGCAUCGAGGAGAGGAUUCUGAUGUUGCAGGAAAAGAAGAAGAGCUUAGCGAGUGGUGCUUUUGGGAAGAAAUCAACAAAUGAUCAACAGCGAAUGCGCAUUGAAGAUUUACGCAUUAUGAUGCACAUCUAAGUGAACAUCUCAUCAUUUCAGACGGCUACUUUUGAGAAGAGGAAGACAUGAAUGGCUCUUGGAACCACAGAAAGUGUAAUCAGAAGGCACAAUUAUAUUUUAUCAGAAAUUAAUUGACUAAUUUGAGUCAAGUUGAGGCAAAUAAAUAAUCAGGGAAGUAGUAGCUACCAAAAAAUCAAUGCUUUGCUUCAUCAUUUUAAUUCACCACACAUGUCAACGUAUUUCAUUUUUAUUUCUAGUAAACUUUAUUAUAUAUCUAGUUUAAUCAUACUCUUCACCAUUAAUUAGUGUUUUUGAU
Molecule: messenger RNA, 2911 nt
Organism: Zingiber officinale
Lineage: Eukaryota; Viridiplantae; Streptophyta; Magnoliopsida; Zingiberales; Zingiberaceae
Product: putative SWI/SNF-related matrix-associated actin-dependent regulator of chromatin subfamily A member 3-like 1
Exons: 4
Coding region: 37-2613 (858 amino acids)
Molecular function (GO): ATP-dependent chromatin remodeler activity; ATP binding; hydrolase activity, acting on acid anhydrides, in phosphorus-containing anhydrides
Source: RefSeq, a predicted model, not a curated record